Fraxinus pennsylvanica is the source of this 1332-nucleotide messenger RNA. The record is from the annotation of a GenBank genome assembly. Lineage: Eukaryota; Viridiplantae; Streptophyta; Magnoliopsida; Lamiales; Oleaceae.
AUGUAUGCCAGCAUGAAUUCUCCUUCCCAAUUGGAUGGCUGGAAAUCAAGUGGAGGAGAUCCUUGUGAUCAAUCAUGGAAGGGAAUCACAUGCUCUGGAUCAAAAGUUACCGAAAUUGAUCUGUCUGGCCUGGGACUUUCUGGAUCAAUUGGCUAUAAGCUUUCGGGAUUGGAAACUGUUACCUACUUGGAUCUUUCCGGAAAUGAAUUCAAUGGCAACGUGCCCUAUUCAAUUGCCCAGAUGACUGAUCUCAAAGAGCUAUAUCUCAAUAAUAAUCAGCUUAAUGGACAACUGAGUGAUAUGUUUGGACAGCUUUCGAAGCUGACCAAGAUGGAUCUCUCCUCCAAUUCACUGUCGGGUGAUUUGCCCCAGAGUUUUAAGAACCUCUCAACCCUGAGCACUCUGUAUUUGCAGAAUAACAAAUUCACUGGUUCAAUUAAUGUCCUCUCCAAUCUGCCUCUCGAUGAUCUGACUGGUGGAAAUUCUUGGUCAUCUGGUCCUGCACCUCCUCCUCCUCCAGGGACGAAAAGUGAUACUCGAGCUAGCCAGUCGAAUAAAGAGAAUGAGAAGUCCGGUCUAAGUGGUGUUGCAAUUGCUGGUAUAGUCCUGGGUUUUCUGAUUAUCCUUGGGAUUGUUAUUAAUCUAUUCUCAAGGAGAUCUACGCCACCUCCAACACAUUAUAUUGAAGAUAAUAUGCUUAGCCCUCGUAGGCCUUUCACCCCACUCUCAUCUGGCGAGUUAUCUAGCGAUUUUCAUGCUAAAUCACACAAGGAGUUCAGAGAACUGAAAUCAUUCAAAUCAUCUUCCUCAAAUAGAGUAAAAGGUUUACAGGCUUCUCCUUCAAUCAGUCUCAAGCUUCCAUCUUCAACUUGUCUCCAAUCAUUCAACAACAAUGAAUUUGCAAAUAAUUUGGAUGUAAAAACGAGCAGUUCAGUCGCCAUUGCCUCUUACUCUUUGGCUGAUUUGCAGACUGCCACUGGUAACUUUGCCACAGGUUGCCUUCUGGGCGAGGGAUCUAUGGGUCGUGUGUAUAGGGCACAGUAUGCUGAUGGGAGGGUUCUUGCAGUGAAGAAGAUAGACUCCUCACUUUUUCAUGGGGAACGAGGGGAAGGAUUUGCAGAUAUUGUUUCAAACAUCUCUAAGAUUUGCCACCCUAAUGUUACUGAACUUAUUGGUUAUUGUAAAGAACAGGGACAGAACAUGUUAGUUUAUGAGUAUUUUAGAAAUGGCUCGCUUCAUGAAUUUCUGCAUCUGUCAGAUGACUUCAGCAAACCACUUACAUGGAACACAAGAGUCAGAAUUGCCCUGGGAACAGCCCAUGCUGUUGAGUAA